AUGACUAAACAUGAUUUUUUGCUUUCACCGCAGAUUUUGGGCCUUAUAAACGAGCAGGUACAGAACCAUAUACGAGAAGUCACCAAUGGCUUCGAAACUGAUAUUCGGGCCCUACGUCAGGAGAAUUACAAAUUGAAAAAACAAAUUGAAGACUUAACAAGAUUGCCCAAGCCUCUUAAGUUGAACAAAGAACAUAGCAGUGUAGUAAAUUCACAGGAAAAGUCGCCUGAAAAGUCGUUGGUUCUGAUUAUCCUGAAGGAUGUGAAGAAUCUGAAAGUACAAUCAACUAUUUUGAUGUCUGUGAAGUCUAAAGAGAACACCUUACAGCUUUCAAAUAUGCCCAAUUUGGCUGCACAAUCAUUUAAUGAUAAUCUGAAAAAUCGGCAGCCGAUUGCAGUACCGAAUUUGCGAUCCAAAUCACUUUGCAUAGAACCUACUCAGUAUUCUGACGACGAUAUAGUGUCUUCUCCCAUUAAGAUCUCACCUAAAAAGGUAGUACAGUCGAGCGUGGCACGUUCUCAAGGCGAUUCAAUGGUCAUAGAGAAUGACUCUGGGAGCGUACCGUACUUCAAGCUUCUUACACAGUAUUCAGACACUUCUUCUUCUCCAACUCGAACUCAGCAGCAAUUCCAAAUGGCUCAGGUAGAUGAGAAAGAAAAUCUUCUGCCUGAGCUUAUUGACGACGAUGUUUUCGUUGGAAAGAGCAAUAUUGACAGUUCUCCGGACAAAGGAAGCGUGUCUGACGUAUUUCAGAAGCAAAACGAAGAGUAUCUUGGAAAAAUAGAGCUCAAAACAGACGAAGAAGAUGUUGUGGAAGUAGAAGAUUCUCAGGAAGAAGAACCUCAGCUCGGAGAAGUUGUCCAGCUCUACGAUUCGUUUCGGAUUGAGUUUCCUACUAGAAUACGGCCCUAUACAAAGUUGCAGCGAAUUGAAUUUUUGUCUAGUUUCUAUAAACGAAUGUUUGACCAAGUAUCAGACUUCAAAAUCGGAUUAAAAUCCAAUCCCAUUAACGAAAUAGACUGGUUUCUGGGAGAUUUUAAACCGAAUCCUAAUUGUCAGGGGAAGGGUGAAGCAAAGGUCACAUAUGUGCAGACUAUAAAUGGCACAUAUAAGCGACGUGUAGGAAUCACGAAACAAGAAGAAUUUAAUCGUAAACGGUUCUACCGAAUGGCACAAGGAAACGGCUCGGAAGAUGCCGAAAAUAAAGAAAACAAAGAGCACAGAGACGGGUACAAGACUCCAGGAGAAGACGAAGGAGACGACAGAGGUGAGAAUGCAAAUAAGGAUGAAGACGACGAAGAGUACUACGACAAGUUGAGCCAGCUUUUCGACAAAAUCCCUCUGCCUCCUGGAUUCAUGAAUAGCGAAUUUCCUGAUACCCAGGAACUGAAAAGGCGCAGAGCUGUCAUAGAAAAGAGACAGAAACGACGUAUUCAGAGAAGGUUGAAGGAGUGUUUUUCUGUUCGAGAUGGAGUUCAAGUGGGUGAGUUUGUGUUUUCGAUAGACAUCAUCAACCGAUAUGUAGCAGCAGAACGCUACUAUUUGUGA
Messenger RNA from Scheffersomyces stipitis CBS 6054, 1548 nucleotides. RefSeq names its product ssDNA endodeoxyribonuclease. NCBI's taxonomy places the organism in Eukaryota, Fungi, Ascomycota, Pichiomycetes, Serinales, Debaryomycetaceae. Gene Ontology annotation, biological process: DNA repair. The coding region runs from base 1 to 1548 and encodes 515 amino acids. The transcript has a single exon. The record is from RefSeq and is a predicted model, not a curated record.